Plasmopara halstedii is the source of this 210-nucleotide messenger RNA. RefSeq lists its product as uncharacterized. The record is from RefSeq and is a predicted model, not a curated record. The transcript is spliced from 2 exons. The coding region runs from base 1 to 210 and encodes 69 amino acids. NCBI's taxonomy places the organism in Eukaryota, Oomycota, Peronosporomycetes, Peronosporales, Peronosporaceae.
AUGAACAGCAAUGGGGCUGAGUGCCUGAAGUGUAUAUUUGCAGAUACAAUGGUAUGUAACGUUUUGGAAACAGCUAUAAGCUGGACGUAUUGUAGCGGCAAUUUAUCACGGCCAUUGGGAUGGGAUAAAGUGAAAAGAGUGAGUGUGGCAUUGUGUCGCAAUCUGCAAAGUGAUUGUCGAAGUAGACAAGCGACUAUAAACCACAAGUAA